This is a messenger RNA of Serpula lacrymans var. lacrymans S7.9, 2112 nucleotides long. RefSeq lists its product as uncharacterized. The record is from RefSeq and is a predicted model, not a curated record. NCBI's taxonomy places the organism in Eukaryota, Fungi, Basidiomycota, Agaricomycetes, Boletales, Serpulaceae. The coding region runs from base 1 to 2112 and encodes 703 amino acids. The transcript has a single exon.
AUGAUUUCAGCACAUAUCAGGCUCACCCGCACCUCUUCAGAUUUACGAGCCUUGCUUUCUUUGGUACCACCAUCGCCGAUACUGACCCCAAGUCAACUGUCUACAACGUUUAGCUCAGGGGAUAUUCCAAUAAUUCUCGAUUUCUCUAUGGAUCCUUUUACUUCGGCAUGUUCAGUACAACAGCCUGAGAUCCAUGGACACGAUAGCUUUUUGAACUUGCAUGCUGAUGACAGUAUCACAACCAUCAAUACGAUUGGCACUUUUGGCCCGAUGCAGGAUCGCUUUCCUGAUAGGUAUUCCUCCGCUUCAACAACUUCUUUCGGUUUGGGCCUCCAUCAUAAUGGCGGUAUUGCUUCUCUUGUGGGCGGAUCGGUUUUGGAGAUACCUCAAUUGUCCCGAUCUCGCGUGAAUUCUGACUAUAGUCUUUCUACUGAAGCCCACCCCGUAGUGAAUCAAUACAAUUCCACAGGAGAUGAAGUUUAUACUGAUGGUAGAUUUCCCAUCAGCCCAUCUGGAAAUCAAGUCCCGGAGCAUGCGGAUUCGCAUCGUGCCUUUGGUUCGUCCUCUGAAGAAUCGCUGAGAAAUACUAGUAGUGCCUUUCCCCAUAACAUCAAAGACAAGGAAGGACAAACAUUGUUUCUGGCUCAUUCUCAAACGAUCGAGACGUUCUCUACUUUGCCUACCCCCAGCUUCGCGCCACCAACAUCCUCCUCGUAUGAUUCAUUUACUUCACCUUUUCCAUCUCAUCGGCACAGAAAUCGCCGUCCACUCGAGAGGGCAGGAGCUAUUCACCAGCGUCACAGUUUUACCAAAGCAGGAAAUCCUGAAGGAUCCCCCCGUUCUUCUUCGUUUUCGCCUUUAUUGAAAGCGAGUUUCUCUGGAUCUUGUUCGUCCCCUCCUCCGAUAACUCGGGGGUUUUCUGCUGCACCUCAUCAUCGUCGCUCUGAUUCUGCCUCUACGGCCACGUCCGCAUGGUCCUGUCCCUCAGUCCUGGUCAAUGUAAACGAAGCUUCUUCCGAAAUGGCCCCUUCCUUUUCAAAAUUUGGGCUGCUACCAAAAAGUUUGUCGUGGUUUAAGGAUAUCACCAUAGACCUUUGGAUCGAUCAAGAAGGUUUUCGAGCGAUUAAACCCUCUUUUAAGUUGGUUGGUUAUUCUCCACGAGGACGCUCACUAGAGCCUUACAGCCCUGUAUUGGGUGACGGAGGCACAGACCCCACCGCUGGCGUUGCUGAAUUCAUGCCAAUCAAACGGGAGACCUUUGUGUUCCAUUAUGCAACGCUCGAUGGCGCGCCAAUACUUCGUAGACUUACCACAGGGGGCGAUGAAGCGCGCGAUUAUAUUUCCCGCCAUGCUUCUUUGAACAUGAAGACUAACGGGGUGUACACAGUCCGCGGCUUGGAAUCAUCGUCUUUACCACCGGGAGGCUCUGAGAACAAUGGUUCUAGAUGUGAAAACAUCAAGCUAAAAUGGAAAUUCGAUUACAUCGUGGACGAUCGUCGCGUGGAUGCCACUAAGAAAAUCAUGCAUGGAGAGAAGACACUAACACCGUUAACGUUUUCUUGUUCACCGCUGCUGCUUCAUCCGUUGCAGGGCAAGAAGAUAGGAUUGAUGCACAUCGUCAAGAAAUCUGUUGUAGCGAAGGUUGUAGCUGAAAAAAUACAACCUCCCAAGUUCCCUGGAAAGGGAAAAAUGCCAAGCCCUCAAUUACAUCCAACGCUGAAGCCUGAUCUAUUAAUUCGUACUCAUAGUCGAUCUUGGUCGGACGCUCAUCCUAAAGCUCCCUACAGUGGAAGGCCAUCUGGAGCUGGCACCCCCAUGCUGGGCUCUCCACUAGGCCCGAGCAUCGAUGGUUUCUCAAAGGUCAUCGACGGUAGGAAGCAGAUUCAAUAUACUCAUAGGCGAAGGGCUUCCUCUGCAGGCGAACGUGGUACAAGUGGGACGAGCCGCUCAAUCAAGCCAAAUCCUACAGGACAGCAUAUUGUAUCUCCCUCUCGACUCACAGAGCUACUUGCCUCAAACAGCAAGGGCACCUCCCGGUCUGACCUUGGAAUGAAGAUGCUUAGCCCUCCUAGACACGGUAACCCUAAACUCGUGAGUAGGAGAGCAUCGUGA